AUGAUGUUUAUCCUUUUGCUGAUUCCAUAUGUCAUUAAUGCUAAUUCUAAUUUUAUAAACAUUGGAAAAACUUACGAAGGGUAAGAAUCUAUUUGAAAUCCUAGAUAAUUCAAUUUCAAGACUGACAACACACUUGGUCACAGUUAUUACUUUGAAAUUUCUGAGCUCUUGGAUAACGCAGAUAUCAUCAUAAUUGUUAGUCAAUAGACUCCUUAAGGUGAUCCCAAUAUCUUUUUGUCUCUCGUGAAUCCAGAACCAUACACAAUCGAAUAAAGUGAAUUAGGAUAUUGUUAAUCACAAGGAAGUGGUAUAAAUUUAGAUUGAAUUUUGAAGACUUGUGUGUUAUCGACAAAAAGUACAUUUAAAUUGAUACGCGCUAUUAUAUUGGUAUUACCUGUUUUGAAGAUUGUAAAUAUACCUUAAAGGUGAAUUAUGAUUUAGAAUAAAAAAUGUUAAUGAGUAAUUCGAUUUUCAAACUAUUUAGAUGAUCUUUUAAGAUUUAAGAUGAAUGAAGGAUCUUCAAGUUAGAUUGUGAAAAUUCAAAUUGAUCACACCCUCCAUAUUGAAGAAUUGGAAAUAACUGGCGCGAUUAUUAAUUACUUUGAGAUAGAAAAUCCUUUUCAUAUGUAUUUAAAUUUGGGUGACACCCUACCAAGUUCAUAACAGUCAGAUUACGAGGGUAAAGAUUUCUUGAAUGGUCUCAAAUAUCUUAUUUUACCAUGGGUUGAAAUCAACAAUUCCUCCAUUUUAACAAUUAUAGUGGAAUCACAGAUAGGAUCAUUAAUUGAAUUAAAAACCAAAACUAAUGAGAAAAUAAGAAAAAGCUCGUACCAUACUCUGAUCUCAGGGGAAGUGUUGUUAAAUUAACUUCAUCAUUAUUAAAUUGAUAAGAAAUAAAAUGGAUAAUAACAUACUUAUAAUUAAUUGGUAUAUUUUAAUUUAAUGAAACCAUUAGUCGAUAUAAAUGAAACCCUAUUCAGGUUUAAUUACUGUGUAUUUUAACUUUAAAGAAGAAUUGCCAUAAAAUUUAGAAGAUUAUGAAUACAAAUAUAAAAUAAACUAAACUUCCAUUAUUUCAUUUUCAGAUUUGGAUUUAAAAAAUUAUAUAAAGAUUAAAUCUCUAGAUAUCAUCAUUUUUGGUAACGAAAUAUCAAGUUAUUAAUUUAUGGUUAUUCCAUAGAGCAAUUUUGAGUACAUCAAUUAAAAUAUGUAUUAUUAAGGGAGAGUCUAUAAAGAUUAAUUUCUUUAAGUGUCUUUCGAUCUGAUAUCUAACACAACGAGCGGUAAAUUUAACUUAUAAAUGGAAUCUGAAAACAAUGAUGUUGUAAUCAUCAUCAAAAAAACCUAAAUUAUAAACGAAAUAAUACCAAAAGACGAUAUUAAAAAUAUGGAUCAACUUGAAUCUGAGAAUCCUUCAAAUUUAUUCAUUUUCACUAAAAAAGAUAAGUAAAGUCUCACCUUCUAACCUGAUUUUUCCAUUUAAGCUUUAAAUGUACAUAUUGGGCUUUACUCUCUUGGAAUAUUUUUGAAUGAAAGUAAAAGGAAUUUUAGUUCUUAUUCUUUUAUCUUGAGAAGUGAACUCCAAUUUAAACGACUGAAAGAUAAUACUCCGUAUAAAAGUGUUGUUACAAAAGAAUCUUACUCAUAUUUUUAAUAUAUUUUGAAUCCCAUUGAAAAUUUUGAGGAAAUGCAAAUAAUGAUAGUAUCAAUAUAGGGUUCUUAAGUUCUUUUAUCAUCUACCAAAGAUUAUCCUAAUAGAACCAGCUAUGAAUAAAUUGGAGAUAAUGAUGUGAUAAUUUACCGUCCUUAGGAAACUUUAAAGAAUCCUCAAGUCUACUUUAUUUCAGUUUAUUGUUAGACUGCAGGUAUUUUUACAAUUACAGUCAUAAUCAAGAUUGCAAGUGAUCAGAAUUAAUUAGGUGCCUAUCCUUGGGAAUAUACUUAAAUAUUCUAAGGGGAUUCUUAAUUUCACGUACUGAAUACAGAUAGUAAUUAAACUGUGGGUCUAUUCAAAAUUGAUCUCACACAGUAAUUGGAGAUCAGAUCAAAUUAAUUAAAUCCAUUAAAUAAGAAAAAGCAGUUAAUCAGUAUUCAUGUUCUAUCACCUCUGGGUGGGAUAAUGAUGCAUGGAUUUGUAAGUCCUUCAGCAAGUAAGGAUGGUUCAUUAUGGUCAGACCCUAAAGAGAUUUAAGUUUACUUGUCAUAAUUGAAUGGUGAAUAAGCUGUAUUUCUAAGAAUAGAGUUGCAAGAACAUUAUAACUAUUCAACUUAUAAGAUAGCUAUUCAUUCGAUGUUUUAGAGUUCACAAUAUAUUUAAGAGAUAAUUGAGAAUGAACAUUAUUUUGGCUAUAUUGAAUAAGCUGGAUAAUUGUUAUUAUUUAGAUACAAUUAAAUGCAAGACUAUUCAAUAAUAAAAAACACUGAAGAUAAAGGGAAUAGUGUAAGGGUUUCAGUGAUUUUGAAGAAUAUUACUCUAGCAACGUAUGAGUCCACAUUAUUAAUUCCUAAGGAGAAGUUAGAGGAUGAAAGAUGCAAAAAGGAAGAUUUAGAAUAAAAUUAUUGUUUUUUUUUUAUUCAAAUAUUUUCCAAAAAUCCAACCUUUUAUACUUUGAUCAUAUCUCAUGAAAAUAAUUAGAUAUCACUGCAUAUGGAUUAAGUUAUUUACCAUAAAUUACCCAAAGGGAGUGAUCAUUAUUAUUCUUUAGUUGAUGGAAGGGAUUUCAAUAUUAUUGUUAAGAAUCUUAAUCAAAACGUUUAGCUACAAAUAUUAGUUACUAUUUUCUAAGCAUAAGCAAAUCAAGAGUACCCCUAUCCAAAAGCUGAAACCGAAUCCAAUCUAUUUAAGGUCUCAAAAAAUUUCAAUGGAUUUCAUACUAGUUAGGUUUCAAUCUAUAAAGAUGAAGUAGCUAAAUCACUCAACUGCUCAAACAGAUGCAUGAUAGCAGUAACUAUUAGACAAGUUCCUUGCUUUAAUUAUACAAUUAAUUCAAAUAGCGUAUAUUCUAUAAUAUACUCCUCGGGAAGUAGACAAUUGUCAUUAAAGAGUUUUCUCCCUGGUAAAAUAUCGAAAGAAUAUACUGCUUAUUAUCAAGUACAAAUUGCAGAUGAAGAUGCUUAAUUAAUUAUAUUGUUAUAAGAAAACAACCUCUGUGAUGCUACGAUAAUAAUAUCAAAGGAUGAAUUCCCAAAUGAAGAGAAGUAUGACUGGGUUUACCGUCAUUUAUAUUAGAAGAAUAUUACAAUUUCAAAAUAUAAUAAUAUGUAUGAGAGCAUGAAGGGUACUUAUUAUAUCGGAGUAUUUGGGGAAUCAGAAUGCGAAUACUACAUUACCUAUUAUUUGGGAGAUUCUGAGUAACGAUAGGAAUACUUCUAAGACAUUUAUUAAUUAGUUCCUUUUGUUUUGAAAUAAAACUAGAAAUAAAUAGUUACUUCAAACAAUCAUAUGAUUUGGACAUUCAGUUGCAAAACUGUUGGAAGAUUAUUAAUUUAAAUGUAAUACCUUUCUUAGAAUGUCACUAUAAGAGGUUACGAUAGCCCAGACCAUAUUAAUUCAAUGCAUAGUCCUUUAGUAAUAAUAUUUCAGAAUAACUUAUAACUGAUUGGUUAUUUUCCAAUCCAAUAAGUAGGCGUUUACACCAUAUAAACCUUUAUAGAAAAUUCAUCUAUGGAUAUAGUGAGAUACUAAAUAAAAGCUGGAAUGAUUGGUGAAGAUUCAAUUCUGCCAGAUUUUUCAAAUUUCACAAAAAAUCAAAUCACUGAAAUAAUUACAGUAGAUGAUGAAACGAUUAUCCAUGCUGAUCCACUUAAGAUAGAUCUAAUGAAUUCGUCAUAUUAAGUUGAAUAAAUUAAAUAUCAACUUCUAUUUGUAGACUCUAAUUCAGAUAAAUCUGUCUAUUUCGUAGAUACUUAUGGUAUAAACGAUCAAGCCUUGUAAUGGAGUCAAAAAUAACCAAUUGAUACAAGAACAACCCAAAUAUCAUCGAAAAGACAGCUUGAUUCUAAUGUAUCUUUAAUGAGUUAGGGUAUUGAUUAUAGUAAUACUACAUAUUCAAUUCAUGCAAUAGGUAAAAGAAUUAUUAAACUUAGCUACUCUUACUCUGUAUAAUUUAGAAAGAAUUGAGAUAGAUUAUUUUUACAAUCAGAAAUUUGUUAUUAUCAACCAAGGCUUGGGUUACUAUUUUAUAAUUGCACUUAUUGUGCUCAUAAUAAUAAUAAUUGUUAUUUUAAUAAUAAUCUUCGGUAAGUGGCAGCAAAGGAAGAAAAUUUCACUUGUUAAAAAUGUAUAAUAGCACUCAAUUGAAAUGAUGUUUAAAAAUAUUGAUUAAUGA
This is a messenger RNA of Paramecium octaurelia, 4328 nucleotides long. Lineage: Eukaryota; Ciliophora; Oligohymenophorea; Peniculida; Parameciidae. The record is from the annotation of a GenBank genome assembly.